Molecule: messenger RNA, 3618 nt
Organism: Paramisgurnus dabryanus
Lineage: Eukaryota; Metazoa; Chordata; Actinopteri; Cypriniformes; Cobitidae
Source: RefSeq, a predicted model, not a curated record
CACCACCAACAUCAACAAUGACUGUUAAACCACAACUAACAGUUAUGACAAUGUCAAUGAGAAUAAACCAAAAUUUUGACAUCGGUCUCACCAACAAAGCUGAUCCAAAGUACAUAUCGUAUGUAAAAAUCAUUACAUCUGCAAUUGAAAAUAGUUACAUGAAUCUGCCCAACUACAUUAAAGGUUCAAUAAAUGUCUUUGGCUUCAGGUCUGGUAGCAUUAUAGCAGACUACACGAUUAAUGCAAACACCAAUAAUCUGGAUGUUUCAUCAGUAAACACACAGGUUUCUGACCUUCUAGCAGCUCAAGGAAUCCCUUUAGCUCAGGAUGCUUUUGCUGAAAGUGAGGAAAAAAAUCUGACAACCAAAUUUAAGUUUUAUCCUCUGCAAGAUGUGAAGCUGAUGUGUACGCGUCCAAAUUCUGUUGUGGGAACAAUGAAAUGGAGUGUGAAUGACCAAGAUCCGGCAGAAAACAGUGCAAAAUACACCAUUACAAAUGACAAUAGCACUCUUAUUGUGAAAGGAGCAAGUGAAAGUGACAAUGGUAGAUAUUCGUGUAUCAUAGAAAGAUCCACAUUACCCUACAUUCAGUGGCAAACAGUAUCUAUUCAACCACGUCCUAAUAUUGUAGUGGAUAAACCUGAUUUAAAGCUUCAGUGUCAAAACCAGACUGUCCCACUGACAUGCUGUGCAGAUGGUUACUCAGUUGAGUGGUUUGGGAUUCCUGCUGGUGAUGAAGUGGAAAAUUCAGGAUCUGGCUGUAUCACAUUACAAUACAAAAGCACAAAUUGUGGGUCUAAAGAUGACUUUACAUGCCGACUAACGGACAUGCCAGAAUUACAAACAUUUGAUUAUAGCAACAGGACAGUUUACGUUCAGACAGUCAGAGUGUUUGACUGUAUAAAUGACACACUUGGAGUUGGAAAACUAGGUGACAGUGUAACAGGAUUAUGUGAAAAAGGCCAGGAAGGUCUCAUAACUUAUGUAUGUAAACAGACAACAGAUCUCAAAUAUAACUGGACAGAAGUACAGAGAGAUUGUGUUGUUCAAGCUAUCAAAGACCUUGAAAGGAGAUCUGAGGUUUUAUUUGUGGAGGAGAUUCCAGUAUUUAUGUCAAACCUCAGUAACACUGCAGUGCAGAAUAAUACUGUGAUAACACAAUCUGCUGACACUGUCAAAACCAUUGUUGACAUACUUAACACAAUUGCUAGUAUCUCACAAACUAUUACCAUCAGUCAACCUGUGAUGAAGGAUUUUCUUAAAACAGUGAACAUCAUUGUAUCAGAUGCAUCUAAAAACACAUGGGCAGAAUUGAACAAUGACAACAAAACAGAAAACAAAAGCACUGAACUUCUUCAAGCUAUUGAGACUAUAAGUGAUCGGCUCUCAGAUGACACUUUUAUGAUUAAGGAAACCUCCAUUCAAUUGAAUAGAACAAGAAUUGAAAACUCAUUCACUGGAUCAUCUUCACUGCCAAACUCAACUACUCAGAUUGUGAUACCAAAGGUUGAACCGACCCUCAUAACCAUUAUUAUCUUCACAAAGCUUGACAAUGUUUUACCAACUCGAAAUACUUCUAAUAAUGACAAGAAGACAUCAGAAAACCAGAUCAAUGGAGACGUUGUUGUUGUUAAGGUUAAUAAAACAAUUAACAACAUUUCAUUUGCUUUCGAUACUACAAAUACAUCAUUGAAAAAUCCUCAGUGUGUCUUCUGGAACUUUGAUCUCAACCAUUGGGAUUCCACUGGAUGUAAAGUCAAGCGCUCAGGGAAUGAAGAAGUUACAUGUGAAUGCGACCACACAACCUCUUUUUCAAUCCUGAUGUCACCGUUUGCAAUUGAUAGCCCUGCCUUAGCCUAUAUAACAUAUAUUGGUGUAGCUAUUUCAAUAGCCAGCUUGGUUUUAUGUCUCAUUAUUGAGGCGAUCGUAUGGAAGUCAGUGACAGGAAAUGAUACGUCAUACAUGCGUCACGUUUCAAUAGUCAACGUUGCUGUGUCGCUACUGAUCGCAGACAUCUGUUUUAUCAUCGCAGCUGCAAUUGCAAUUCCAGGACAACCUACACCGGUGAAUCCCUGCAGUGCAGUAGUUUUCUUCAUGCACUUUUUUUACCUGGCUGUUUUCUUCUGGAUGUUCAUCACAGCACUUUUGCUGCUUUACCUCACUGUCAUCGUUUUUUCUCACAUGUCAAAGACUAAUAUGAUGGCCAUUGCCUUCACUGUUGGUUAUUGUGCACCUUUGCUUAUAACGGUUAUUACUGUUGCAUCCACAGCUGGACCUAAAAACUAUGUCUCAAAAGAAAAUGCAUGUUGGCUAAACUGGUUUGAAUCUAAGGCCCUGCUGGCAUUUGUGAUUCCAGCUCUGACUAUUGUUGCCUUUAAUCUUGUGGUUUUGAUUGUGGUUGUGUUUAAACUAUUAAGAAGAGGAGGAGUUGGUGUUCAACCAGAUAUGAAUCACACUUUCGUGGUCAUUGCCCGAUGUGUGGCCUUUCUGACUCCUAUCUUUGGUCUAACAUGGGGAUUUGGCAUUGGGACCAUGGUGUCACGUGAAUUUGGCAUUCAUGUGGUGUUUGCAAUCCUCAAUUCACUGCAGGGGUUCUUUGUCUUGGUGUUUGGAACGGUUUUAGACAGAAUGGUCCGUGAGUCGCUAUCAGGAAAGCUGUCAUUAAACAAUAACAGUUCGACUCAUACCAGGAGCACUAGUGCGGAAGCAUUUUCAAGUAGACUGGGUGUCUUCCAAAGGAAGCAUAGGAGAAAUGUGUACAACACGUCUGACCCCAAUGCAGCUUCAUCGUCAAACCGCUAGUGCCUCAAACUCAUAAACAUUCUUCAUUGACUACAUGUUACAAAGCCUUUCAUCUGCUGUGAUCUAGCUCGAACUGAUUUUGCCAAGUGGUUGUUGUUUUCAGGGCAACAUAUUGUGUUGAACCAAGGACAACAUUUUUCUAAAUAAAACCUAAGCCCAUCCCAAACCCCAACCCUAAGCAUAAACAAAACCCUAAAAUCAGAGGGACAUGAUAAGUGAAAACAAUGGUCUAGAAACAGCUAAUCCUGGUUGUAAGCUUAAACAAACUGUAAAAUUUGAUUGGUUGAUUGAAAUGUUGUCACAGGGUCAACAUAAUGUUGCCUUGAGGACAUCAACCACUUGGCAAAAUCAGGAGAGCCCUGUGAUCUAAGUGUCAUCUCCAUACUCUGUAAGCAAGAAACAUCUCAUGGAUGCACUGGGACGCAUCCUCAGUGAUGUAUUUAUGGGAAAUUACCAUAAUUACUGUAAAAUUUGUGUUUCAGUUGGUUGUUGUAAUAUGCAAUGUAUGUGAUGACUGCUAUGGUACAUGUUAAUUUUUAUGAGGAUAAAAAUUCUAUUGCAUGCAUGCUUUUCAGGGUAUAGUUGAGUAUAGCACUGCAUUUACUAUAACAUUUUUAUAAUUUAUAAUUAUAUAUGUUGAAUUAUAUGUACUCCUACUUUAAUCAAUUUUAAUCAUCUUAUCACAAAAUUGUACUUUAACAUACUGACUGAUGUUGCUCUUGGUCAUUUUUUACUGAUUUUAAUGUAAUAAAUGUUAACAAAUGCAUAGUUUAUUCUAAGGGCAUUGCUUAUCUUUUAUUUGACCAUUUUUUUUCAA